AGAUUGUCAAAAGCAUUUCCAUUCCCCCUCUCGCGUACGCGCACACAAACCACCGCACCUCCGACGUGACCGCCUCACACCACCGCACCACUGCCACCGUCGUCUCUCGUCUAUACUCUAUUUCCAGGCUCAAGAAAUCAAUGCAAAGCAAAGACAAUGAUAGAAAUGAAAUUAAGAUUGGUCAUUGAGUUAUGUCAAGUGGUGAAGGAAACAGAAUGGCAAAAAUGAAGGAAAAGAACACAAGUUCAGAACAAUCAAACAAACAAACCUACUUACGACUAUGUUUCCAAUUCCAAACCAAAAAUCCGCAACACGCAUAGAUACCACCACUAUCACCAUAACCAUAAUACAUAACACACUCCAACAACAACAUUAACAAUCAUCAUUGUUCAAAAAUAAAUAAAAAAUUCCAAUGUUCCAAUCCAUUUCCCAAUGUCUCAAUUCAACAACCUCAACUCUCUUCCAUGCUCGACAAGUUCACGCACAUUUCCUCAAAUUCGGUCUCUUUUCCAACACCCAACUCACCACAACUCUCCUCACUCUCUAUUCCCACUACCUUCCCUUCCCACAGCUCAAAAUCAUCCUUUCUUCUCUUCCUCAACCCACAAUCUUCUCUUUUUCUUCCAUUAUCCAUUCUUUAGCUAGGUCCCGUCACUUCCAUCAUGUUCUUGGUGCAUUCUCUCAAAUGGGUUCUCGUGGUCUUGUUCCAGAUAGUUAUCUUCUUCCUAGUGCUAUCAAAGCUUGUGCUGCGUUAAAAGCUUUGAAACCUGGUAGACAGGUUCAUGCUUUUGCUUCUGUUAACGGGUUUGGUUCUGAUACUGUUUUGAUGUCUUCUUUGGUUCAUAUGUAUUUGAAAUGUAAUAGGAUUGAAGAUGCGCAGAAACUGUUUGAUGGAAUGUGUGAUAGAGAUGUGAUUGUUUGGAGUGCUAUGAUUGCGGGGUACUCAAGGUUGGGGAUUGUUGAUAGGGCGAAAGAGCUUUUUAAUGAGAUGAGGAAUGCGGGUGUGGAGCCGAAUCUGGUGUCGUGGAAUGGGAUGAUUUCUGGGUUUGGUAAUGCAGGGUCGUAUGAUGAAGCGGUGAUGUUGUUUCGUGAGAUGAUAUCUGACGGGUUUUUGCCUGAUGGGUCGACUGUUUCUUGUGUUUUACCUGGGAUUGGGAACAUGAAGGAUGUUUUGAUGGGUGAACAGGUUCAUGGGUAUGUGAUCAAGCAGGGUUUGGAAUCGGAUAAUUUUGUGCUUAGUGCUCUUCUUGACAUGUAUGGAAGAUGUGGAUGUGCGUCUGAGAUGUCUCGGGUGUUUGAUGAAAUUGAUCAGACUGAAAUAGGUUCUUUGAAUGCUUAUCUUACUGGGUUGUCACGUAAUGGUUUGGUUGAUACUGCAUUAGAGGUUUUCAUGAAGUUUAAAGCGAGAGAAAUGGAGUUGAAUGUUGUGACGUGGACGUCGAUAAUAUCUAGCUGCUCUCAGAAUGGGAAAGACAUGGAAGCUUUGGAGCUUUUUAGAGAUAUGCAAGCUGAUGGGGUGGAGCCUAAUGCUGUUACUAUCCCAAGCUUGAUCCCUGCUUGUGCAAAUAUAUCAAGGUUGACCCAUGGAAAGGCAAUCCAUUGUUUUUCUCUCAGGAAUGGAUUUUUCGAUGAUGUAUAUGUAAGUAGUGCACUGAUAGGUAUGUAUGCCAAAUGUGGAAGAAUCCAGUUAUCGCGACAUUGUUUUGAUAUAAUGCCAUCCCGGAAUUUGGUUUCUUGGAACGCGAUUAUGAAUGGUUAUGCAAUGCAUGGAAAGGCUAGGGAAACAAUUGAGAUGUUUCAUAUGAUGUUGCAAAAUGGUCAGAAGCCUGACUCGACUACCUUCACAUGUGUGUUACAUGCUUGCACCCAAAACGGCUUAACAGAAGAGGGAUGGCAUUACUUUAAUAACAUGUCAAAAGAACACAAUGUUAAACCUAAAAUGGAACAUUAUGCUUGCAUGGUGACACUUCUCAGUCGUGUAGGAAAACUCGAAGAAGCUUAUUCAAUCAUCAAGGAAAUGCCAUUUGAACCGGAUGCUUGUGUAUGGGGAGCAUUGUUAAGUUCUUGUAGAGUUUACAAUAAUUUGAGUUUAGGGGAGAUUGCUGCAGAGAAGCUUUUUGUGUUAGAACCUGACAACCCUGGGAACUACAUUCUUCUGUCCAAUAUUUAUGCUUCAAAGGGCAUGUGGGAUGAAGAAAAUAGAAUACGCGAUAUGAUGAAGAGUAAGGGUUUGAAGAAAAACCCCGGCUAUAGUUGGAUCGAGAUCGGACAAAGGGUUCACACGCUUCUUUCUGGUGACAAAUCACAUCCACAAAUGAAAGAGAUUUUGGAGAAGUCAGAAAAAUUGAGUAUUGAGAUUAAGAAAUCUGGUUACCUCCCCAUGACUAAGUCUGUGCUGCAGGAUGUGGAGGAACAAGACAAGGAGCAGAUAUUGUGUGGUCAUAGUGAGAAAUUAGCAGUAGUAUUAGGACUAAUCAAUACAAGUCCAGGACAACCACUUCAAGUCAUCAAGAACCUGAGAAUUUGUGAUGAUUGUCAUUCUGUUAUCAAAAUUAUAAGCAGAUUGGAAGGACGAGAAAUAUUUGUAAGAGACACAAAUCGUUUUCACCAUUUCAAAGACGGUGUUUGCUCUUGUGGAGAUUUCUGGUAAAAUUGCUCAUAAGUCCUACCAGUGGAUCAGAAAACAGACCGACUAAUCAAGAAAAUUUGUGUUAAUAAUACUUUGAUUAAUGCUGAGUUAAUCACCUUGCAAACAAAGGUAUGUAUUCUCAUAUUUUGGUGACUGGCAGCUAAACAGUUUUGGGUCACUUGAGCCACUCAGGUCACACUCAAGAUGUUCAGUCUUGGGCGUGAUGAGGAGAGAGAGUCUCACAUUGGACGAGUUAGGUGCAAUCCAAAUUUAAAGAAACGUUAUUCUUCUGAUUCUACUUAUGACAUUGUGAUAUUAGAGUAUCUCAAAUUCGAAAAGCAUUCAUAGGCAGUGUCUAGAUAUAUUGUUCAUUUGUUGUUGAAUCAUUUCACUUAACUGCAUUGAUUUUUGGGCUACAAAUCUGGUUUGUUUGAAUUUGGAAAUUUCAAGUCACAUUCACUUUGUUCAUGAAAAGCUUUGAUAUUAAGAUGUUCUGAUUUAAUAUUGAUUAUGUCUUUAAAUCUUGAUUUGACUAAAGGAGAUAUGUAGUAACUUUUGUGAUAGAAUAAAGAAGACUUAUAUUAAGAUUUACAUAAAACUUAUAUUUAGAUUAAAAUACACCAAUAUUUUAAUCAAGUGAAAUUCAUCCAUAUUCGAAAUUAUGCUGGCUGUCUGAUGUACCAUGGUGAUGUUGUUCACAAGGACAUGAAUGCUGCUGUUGCCACCAGCAAAACCAAGAGAACCAUUAAGUUUGUAGAUUGGUUCUCUAAUGGUUACUAGUGUGGUAUUAACUAUUAGCCACCUACUGUUAUUCUUGGAGGUGAUCUUGCUUAGGUCCAGAGGGCCGUUUGCAUGAUUUGAAACUUCACCAGUAGGGGUGGAAAUGACCCAAGCCAACUCGCGAAUAGUUCGAAGCUCGAUUCGAUAAUUGUCUCAUUGAACUCGGUUCAUGACCCAAAUGAGCUAAACUUGAGUUAAAAAUUAAGUUCUUUAAAUAAAUGAGUUGAAUAUAAACUAUAUAUAGUUCGACUCUUUUGGAUCAUGAACUAGUUUGGUUACAUAUAUUCUAGGAAAAUAAAAUAGAAAAAGUGGAUACAACACCGCAUAAAAAAAUGUUGAUGAAAUUUAGUAUACAAGCUUACAAACCAACAACUAAAAUGAGUCCCACAUCGGAAGUUUAGUGUACACCAAGGAUAAACAUCAUCUAUAAAAUAGUAGAAUGGAGCAUAGAAAUAUGUGUAAUGGGAAUCAGAAUAGAUUUAAUGUGCUAUAAGAAAUUUAUAGUGCAGCAUUUAUUACCCAUUUAAGUGAUUUUAGAGCUAUUUAAGCUUGACUCAGUCUCUGGCUAUUCUAUUUUUUUUUCUCUUGGUUCAUUUGAUUUGAGUUAUUGAGUUGAACCUAUCGAGCCGAACCGAGUUGCUCGUGAGCUUGAAGUUAGUCGAGUUCGAGCUGAAAAAAGAGUUCGUAGCGAACUCGAGUCGAUUUUUGAGCUGAUCUAAUUUUAACGAGUCGAACCGAGUUGAAGGAAGUUCGACUCAGCUCGACUCAUUUCCACCCCUAUUCACCAGUGUUGCUGAGGUGUUUGGUCGCAUUGACCACAGGUCUAAUAUCUAUGCUUCAAAGGGUAUGUGGGAUGGAGAAAAUAGAAUACACAUGAUGAAGAGUAAGGGGUUGAGGAAAGGCCCUGGUGGUAGUUGGAUUGAGAUUGGGCAGAGGGUACACAUGAUUCUUUUUAGCAAAUCGCAACCACAAAUGAAAGAGAAUUUGGAAAAGUUAGAACAAAUGAGUUUUGAGAUUAAGAAGUCCAGUUACCUCUCAAUGAUUGAAUCUGUGCUGCAAGAUGUGGAGGAACAAGACAAGGAGCAGAUAUUGUGUGGGCACAGCAAGUCCUGGACAACUGCUUCAAGUGAUCAUGAACCUGAGAACUUGUGAUGACUGUCAUGGUGUUAUCUAAGUUAUAAGUAGAUUGGAAGGAAGAGAAAUAUCUGUCUGAGACACAAAUCAUUUUCACCAUUUCAGAGACGUUUGCUCUUGUGGAGAUUUCAGGUAAAAUUGCUCAUGGCUCCUACCAGUGGAUAAUAAAACAGAUUGAUUAAUCAAGAAUGUUUGUUAAUAAUACUGUUGAUUAAUGCUGUGGGUUAAUCACCUUGAGAACAAAGGCAUGUGUUCUCAUCUUUUGGUAACUGGUAGUUAAAUAGUCUCGGGUCACUCAGCCCAUUUAGUCACACUCCAGAUGUUCACUCUCGUGGGUGUGACGAAGAGAGUGUGUCGACAGUCUCCCAUUGAAUGUGUUUUUAAGCCGAUUUUGUAGGGUUAAGUUUAGUCUAAUCCAAAUUUUAAGAACUACGAUCAAAGACUUAUUUGAACAUCUGGAGUUGUUUUCCUCAUGUGGUGACUGGUCUUCACAGCCUCAAAAAAUUUCAGUAUUUUCCUCUGUGGAACAAACCAUGUAUUUCUUCUGCUACAAAAGAUGAGGAAGAGAAUGCUUUAGAAUAUGGACUUCCUUCUUCUCACACACUUAAUGCAGUUUGCUUAUCAAGUUACACUAUAGACCAAUUGAGAGAAUUUAAAAGAGAACUUUGCACUGAGAUUACAACGAAGAAGGAUGCCAAUGUCGUGGAGGAUAUCCACUUCCACAGUAAAGAACUGCGAGAUGCUUUACUAUCAUGGACAUAAAAUUACUCAUUUAGCUUGCAUUACGAAUCUAUAAGCACCCCUUCAUGAAAAAGAAAAAAAGAAACCUAUAAGCACCAAUGUUUUGAUUAUACAGAAUUCCUAUACUUCAAUCAUACAUUGGAUGCAGUACAUAUACUGGUUAUACUAUUUUUUUGUAAUGAGCAAGCUGAUUAGUAGUUACGAUUAGACUAUAUACAUUAAUGAUUCUAUACAACUUACAUGAUUUGAAAACCAGUUUAAUAAGAGAGUUACCAUUAGUUUA
Messenger RNA from Trifolium pratense (red clover), 5567 nucleotides. Its product is annotated as pentatricopeptide repeat-containing protein At1g20230. Bases 413 to 2650 code for a protein of 745 amino acids. Lineage: Eukaryota; Viridiplantae; Streptophyta; Magnoliopsida; Fabales; Fabaceae. Gene Ontology annotation, molecular function: zinc ion binding; RNA binding; protein binding. Gene Ontology annotation, biological process: RNA modification. The record is from RefSeq and is a predicted model, not a curated record. The transcript is spliced from 4 exons.